This is a messenger RNA of Prosopis cineraria, 2033 nucleotides long. Its product is annotated as serine/threonine-protein kinase STY13. NCBI's taxonomy places the organism in Eukaryota, Viridiplantae, Streptophyta, Magnoliopsida, Fabales, Fabaceae. Bases 616 to 1746 code for a protein of 376 amino acids. The record is from RefSeq and is a predicted model, not a curated record. Gene Ontology annotation, molecular function: ATP binding; protein kinase activity. The transcript is spliced from 7 exons. Gene Ontology annotation, biological process: protein phosphorylation.
GCCAGCCACCACACUCUCUCUCUACCACUUUUGAACCCUCUUGUCUCAACAUAUGCUCCUAAAAUCUUCAUCGGAGCUCCUCAGUGGGUGGAGAGAGAAACUUAACUGAAAUUUUUUUGUUGACAUCUGAGUCACAAAACUUUGGGACCUUGGAAAGACCAAAAAGGGCAGGCCUUCAACUAUGACCUCCACGAAGCUCGUCUCAGUUUCAACACUCUAGCUUCGCCGAUUCCCUUGGAUGUAUGUUUUCUGCCGGAGUUUUUUAUUGCGUCUAUUGGGUUUACUGCAAGGGAAACAUGCUAAAUUUGGGGUAGGAAGAAGAAUAUUUGAUUACUUUCAGGCUCAUCGGUAAAAGAAAAGGUUGUCUUUUUUUCUUUUUCUUUUUUCUUUUUCUAAUUCUUGCUGUGGACGAGAAAGUAAAAUUAUGAUGAUAAAUUUGGGAGUGGGUGAUUAGCUUUGAGAGGAAUUGCGAUUUGUUUUGAUCCAUUGGAGUUGUUGUUGUCCAUAUAGGAGGGCAUGUUCAGGGGAAGCUGGGUUUAUUGGAAUUAAAACAUAGUAUUUUUUGUGUAGUUAACAAUUGAAAUGAGGAAUUCGGGUAUAGUUUAAGGUUGCAGCAUGAGUUACAGCGACAGGAACAGAGGAGCAAAAGAGAGGGAAUGUGAAGAGUCAGUCUUGCAGAAUUCCGGGGAAUUAGAGUCCAAAUCGGUUGGGCAGAAUGGAUCGAUUACAAGCCCACAGCUAUCGAUCGAUGAGAAUCUUCUGGUUGACCCUACACAACUCUUCAUUGGUUCAAAAAUCGGUGAAGGAGCUCAUGGGAAAGUUUAUGAAGGAAGGUAUGGAGAUCAAAUUGUUGCAAUUAAGGUUCUACAUCGUGGGAGCACUUCAGAAGAAAGAGCGGCCCUUGAAAAUCGUUUUGCUAGGGAGGUUAAUAUGAUGUCCCGUGUCCAUCAUGAGAAUCUGGUUAAGUUUAUUGGAGCUUGCAAGGAUCCUCUGAUGGUUAUAGUCACAGAGCUGUUACCAGGGAUGUCGCUGAGGAAAUAUUUGACUAGUAUACGCCCUGGACUAUUAGACUGUCAGGUGGCUAUAAAUUUUGCCCUUGAUGUUGCUCGGGCCAUGGAUUGCCUACAUGCUAAUGGGAUCAUACAUAGAGAUUUGAAACCUGACAAUCUGUUGCUUACGGCAAAUCAGAAGUCUGUAAAACUUGCAGAUUUUGGUCUUGCAAGAGAAGAAUCUGUCACUGAAAUGAUGACUGCAGAAACUGGAACUUACCGUUGGAUGGCACCAGAGCUGUACAGUACCGUGACAUUGCGUCAAGGAGAGAAAAAGCACUACAACAACAAGGUUGAUGUGUACAGCUUUGGAAUUGUUUUGUGGGAACUUUUAACGAAUCGCAUGCCUUUUGAAGGGAUGUCUAAUUUACAAGCUGCUUACGCUGCGGCUUUUAAGCAUGAGAGGCCAAGCCUUCCAGAAGACAUACCUCCUGAUCUUGCCUUUAUAAUACAAUCAUGCUGGGUUGAGGAUCCAAACUUGAGGCCAAGCUUUAGUCAGAUCAUCCGUAUGCUUAACCCCUUUCUCUUCACUUUGUCACCUGCACCGCCCUCCCCUUGUUUGCAGGAACCUGAAAAUGUUGAACCUGAAGCUGCAGCAACUACAAGCAACGGUGCGAUAACCGAGUUUUCUGCCCGAAACAGAGGGAAGUUUGGAUUUCUUCGCCAUUUGUUCACUUCCAAAAGGACCAAAAACUAACAGUGAGUAGUAGAUUUUUGGACAGCCCCUUUUUGUUGUAGAUGAGAAUGAGUUUGCCAUGAUGAAGUACAUAAUUAUAAUUCAUUUACGAGUAAUCGUGGGUGGAUUGAAGACAACAAGUAGAUGGAAUGAUGAAACAAGUUCUACAGAAGAAUAGAAUGAUAUUAAUAUACUCUUUUUUCUCCCUUUUUUGGAAAGAGCAAGGAAAAGGUAGGACUGUUGAAAUCAUCUAGUUGUUCUUGUUGUAAAGGAACACGUGGUUAUUGGUUUAGACACCUUUCUGAUGA